ACGGUGUGAGGAGGGGUAAUUAAGAGGAGACAUAAUGAAGAAAUUAAUUAACGGGGAGGAAUAAAUGCUCCCCUCCCCCUCAAGUGGACUCCUCCCCCAUUGUCACACCCCCCGCUGUGGGGGGGUAAUUAACUCUUUCGGGGACCGCAGCGGGGGACGCAUGGCAGGCCUGGGCGGGGGGGGGUCCCCACCGCGGGCCCCCCCGGGCGCCCCCGCGCUGCAGCCGCGCUGGAAGCGGGUGGUGGGCUGGGCUGGGCCCGUGCCCCGGCCCCGGCACGGCCACCGCGCCGUGGCCAUCAAGGAGCUGAUCGUGGUCUUCGGGGGCGGCAACGAGGGCAUCGUGGACGAGCUGCACGUCUACAACACAGCCACCAACCAGUGGUUCAUCCCGGCCGUGCGGGGGGACAUCCCCCCGGGCUGCGCCGCCUACGGCUUCGUGUGUGACGGGACGCGGCUGCUGGUGUUCGGGGGCAUGGUGGAGUACGGCAAGUACAGCAACGACCUCUACGAGCUGCAGGCCUCCAGGUGGGAGUGGAAGCGGCUGAAGGCGAAGACCCCCAAAAAUGGGCCCCCCCCUUGCCCCCGCCUGGGCCACAGCUUCUCCCUGGUGGGCAACAAGUGUUACCUGUUCGGGGGGCUGGCCAACGACAGCGAGGACCCCAAAAACAACAUCCCCCGCUACCUGAACGACCUGUACGUGCUGGAGCUGCGCCCGGGCUCGGGGGUGCUGGCCUGGGACAUCCCCAUCACUUAUGGGGUGCUGCCCCCUCCCCGGGAGUCCCACACGGCCGUGGUGUACACGGAGCGCGACGGGCGGCGCUCGCGCCUUGUCAUCUACGGGGGCAUGAGCGGCUGCAGGCUGGGGGAUUUGUGGACCCUGGAUAUCGAGACUCUGACCUGGAACAAGCCGAGCCUGAGCGGGGUCGCUCCCCUCCCCCGCAGCCUCCACUCGGCCACCACCAUCGGCAACAAGAUGUACGUUUUUGGGGGGUGGGUGCCCCUGGUGAUGGAUGACGUGAAGGUGGCGACGCACGAGAAGGAGUGGAAGUGCACCAACACCCUGGCCUGCCUGAACCUGGACUCGAUGGCCUGGGAGCCGCUGGUGCUGGAGACGCUGGAGGACAACGUGCCGCGGGCGCGCGCCGGGCACUGCGCCGUGGCCAUCGCCACCCGCCUCUACAUCUGGAGCGGCCGCGACGGCUACCGCAAGGCCUGGAACAACCAGGUGUGCUGCAAGGACCUGUGGUACCUGGAGACAGAGCGCCCCCCGGCGCCGGGCCGCGUGCAGCUGGUGCGCGCCAACACGACGUCGCUGGAGGUGAGCUGGGGCGCGGUGCCCACGGCCGACUCGUACCUGCUGCAGCUGCAGAAGUACGAGCUGCCCGCCGCGCCCGCGCCGCCGCCCGUGCCCUCGGUGCCCGCCAACCCGCCCAAGAGCCCCGCGCCCGCCGCGCCCGCGCCGCCGCCCGCGCCCCCCGCCCUGCCCCAGCUGGGGGGCGUGGGGCUCACGCUGCUGCCGCCCGCGCCCCCCAACCCGCCCGGGGUCACCGCUGCGGCCGCUGCUGCUGCCGCGGGCACGGCGGGCACGGGUGGCAGUGGUGGUGGCAGUGGUGGCACCACGGUGGCAGCGGUGGCUGCGGCGGGCGGGUCAGCGGUGGCUGCGGCCCCCGGUGCCACCCUGCAGGUGCUGCCGGCCGCGGGCACGGCGGCCACUGCGGCCAGCGGAGUGACCACGGCGGGGAGGGCGCCCGGUGUCCCGGCGGUGCUGAAGGUGACGGGUCCCCCUGCGGCCGGCGCGGGGCCACCGCUGGUCACCGUGCGCUCGGCCGGGCCUGGCAAGGCCCCGGUGACGGUGACAUCGCUGCCCGCCGGCGUCAGGAUGGUGGUGCCCACCCAGAGCCCCCAGGGCACGGUGAUCGGCAGCAGCCCCCAGAUGAGCGGCAUGGCCGCGUUGGCCGCAGCGGCCGCGGCCACCCAGAAGAUCCCCCCGGCCUCGGCGCCCACCGUGCUCAGCGUCCCCGCGGGGGCCACCAUCGUCAAGACGGUGGCCGUGACCCCCGGGGCCACCACCCUGCCCGCCACCGUCAAGGUGGCCUCGUCACCCGUCAUGGUCAGUAACCCCGCCACGCGCAUGCUGAAGACGGCGGCGGCCCAGGUGGGCACGGCCGGGGCGUCCCCCGCGGCCACCAACGCGGCCACCAGGCCCAUCAUCACCGUGCACAAGUCCGGCACGGUGACGGUGGCGCAGCAGGCCCAGGUGGUCACCACCGUGGUCGGAGGGGUCACCAAGACCAUCACGCUGGUCAAGAGCCCCAUCUCGGUGCCGGGGGGCAGCGCCCUGAUCUCCAACCUGGGCAAGGUGAUGUCGGUGGUGCAGACGAAGCCGGUGCAGAGCUCGGCUGUCACCGGGCAGGCCUCGAGCGGCCCCGUCACCCAGAUCAUCCAGACCAAGGGCCCGCUGCCCGCGGGGACCAUCCUGAAGCUGGUGACGUCGGGGGAGGGGAAGCCCACCACCAUCCUGACCAGCACGCAGGCGGGGCAGGGGGCGGCCAAGCCCCCCACCAUCCUGGGCAUCAGCAGCGUCUCCCCCAGCACCACCAAGCCCGGCACCACCACCAUCAUCAAAACCAUCCCCAUGUCGGCCAUCAUCACCCAGUCGGGGGCUACCGGUGUCACCAGCAGCCCCGGGAUCAAGUCCCCCAUCACCAUCAUCACCACCAAGGUGAUGACCUCGGGCACCGGGACCCCCGCCAAGAUCAUCACGGCGGUCCCCAAGCUGGGCGGGGGGCACGGCCAGCAGGGCGUGACACAGGUGGUGCUGAAGGGGGCCCCGGGACAGCCGGGGACCAUCCUGAGGACGGUGCCCAUGGGGGGGGUCCGGCUGGUCACCCCCGUCACCGUCUCGGCCGUCAAGCCCACGGUGACCACCCUGGUGGUCAAGGGCACCACCGGUGUGACCACGCUGGGGACGGUGACAGGGACGGUGUCCACCAGCCUGGCCGGGGGCGCGGGUGGCCACAGCGCCACGGCCUCGCUGGCCACCCCCAUCACCACCCUGGGGACAAUCGCCACCCUGUCCAGCCAGGUCCUGAACCCCGCGGCCAUCACGGCCACCGCGGCCGGCGGCGGCCUGGGGACACCGACCAUCACCAUGCAGCCGGUGUCCCAGCCCACGCAGGUGACGCUGAUCACCACGCCCAGCGGCGUGGAGGCCCAGCCCGUCCACGACCUCCCCGUGUCCAUCCUGGCGUCCCCCACGGCCGAGGGUCCCCCCGCGGCCGCCUCGGGGGGCGGCGGCCUGGCCGAGCCCCCCGCCGCCGAGCCCACCCCGGGCACCGUCACCCUGGUGUGCUCCAACCCCCCCUGCGAGACCCACGAGACCGGGACCACCAACACGGCCACCACCAGCCUGGUGGCCACCGUGGGCACGGGGGGGGCUCAGCUGCAGCUGCUCUGCGAGGACACGGGCGGGGGGACGGCAGUGACCCCCCGGGCCUGCUCCAACCCCCCCUGCGAGACCCACGAGACGGGGACCACCAACACCCCCACGGCGGCGGGGACGACGGGGACGGCGCGGCUGGGGACGCCCGGGGCGCCACCCUGCCCCACGCAGCAGACGGCGGCCACGGGCACCACCAUGACGGCGCGGCUGUGUCCCCCCGAGGGCGGCGGUGGCAGCGGCGUCACCUCGUGCCAAACAACGCCCUGGGGGCAGCCUGAGGGGGGCACGGCCACCGGGGCGGUCACUGCGGCCACCGGGGCGGUCACUGCGGCCACCACGGCGAGCUGCGAGACCCCCGCGGGGACACGGCUGUGUGCCAACCCCCCCUGCGAGACCCACGAGACGGGGACAACCAACACGGUGACAGUGACAGCGUCACAGCUCUGCUCCAACCCUCCCUGUGAGACCCACGAGACCGGCACAACCAACACGGUGACAACCACGGGGACACGGCUGUGUGCCAACCCCCCCUGCGAGACCCACGAGACCGGGACAACCAACACGGUGACAACCACGGGGACACGGAUCUGCUCCAACCCCCCCUGCGAGACCCAUGAGACGGGGACAACCAACACGGUGACGGUGACAGCACCGAGGCCACCCUGCUCCAACCCCCCCUGUGAGACCCACGAGACCGGGACAACCAACACGGUGACAAUGACAGCACCGAGGCCACCCUGCUCCUGCGAGACCCACGAGACGGGGACAACCAACACGGUGACAACCACGGGGACACGGCUGUGUGCCAACCCCCCAUGUGAGACCCACGAGACGGGGACAACCAACACGGUGACAAUGACAGCGUCACAGCUCUGCUCCAACCCCCCCUGUGAGACCCACGAGACGGGGACAACCAACACGGUGACGGUGACAGGGUCACAGCUCUGCUCCAACCCUCCCUGCGAGACCCACGAGACCGGGACAACCAACACGGUGACAACCACGGGGACACGGUUCUGCUCCAACCCCCCCUGCGAGACCCACGAGACCGGGACAACCAGCACGGCCACCACCACCACGGCCACCUCGCGCCCCCCGCCCGAGUCGGGGACAGCGGUGCCACCACCUCGAGGUGUCCCCCCCUGCGCCAACCCCCCCUGCGAGACCCACGAGACGGGGACGACCAACACGGUGACAAUGACAUCGUCACAGCUCUGCUCCAACCCCCCCUGCGAGACCCACGAGACCGGGACCACCAACACGGCCACCACGGCCACCGCGGGCUCCCGGCCGGGUGACACCACCACGGCCACCAGCGCUGCCACCACCAGCACAGGGGGGUCACCGCCUUGUGCCAACCCCCCCUGCGAGACCCUCGAGACCGGGACCACCAGCACGGCCACCAGAGCGGGGUCCUCGCCCUGCCAGAGCCACCAGAGCGGGGCCACCAGCACGGCCACCACCGAGGGGGUGACGCCGCCCCCGCCCUGUGCCACCGCCACCAGCCCCCCCCGCGCCUGCUCCAACCCCCCCUGCGAGACCCACGAGACGGGGACAACGGCCACGGCCACCACGGUCACCGCCAGCAUGGGCGCCAGCCAAGAGCCCCCCCCGCCGGCUGCCAACGGGCAGGGGGAGGGGGAGACGCCCCCCAGCGAGGGUGGGGGUCCCCCUGUGCCCCCCGGGACCCCCAGCCCCGGCCCCAGCGGCAGCGGGACCCCCCAGCCCCGGGCGGUCACCACGGUCACUCAGUCCACGCCAGCGCCGGGGCCGGCCGUGCCGACCAUCUCGUCGCUGACCGAAUCCCCCCCGGCUCCCCCCGAGACCCCCCCCACCACCACGCCCACCCCCCCUGGAGACCCCCACCCGCCCCAGGACCCCCCCUCGGCCGCGUCCCCGUCCCCCCCCGGGCCCGAGGCCGCCCCCGGGGCCGAGGCCGGGGGGUCCCCGGAGCCGCUGGCCGUGGUGGUGCUGCCGCCGGCCGCGGCCGAGGGGGGCCCGGCCGAGGGGCUGGCGCUGCCCCCCGAGCUGCUGGCCGAGGCGGGGGGCGCGGGGGGUCCCCCCGGGCUGACCCCCGAGGAGCUGGCGGUCACCGCGGCGGCCGAGGCGGCGGCGGCGGCGGCGGCGAGCGAGGAGGCGCAGGCCCAGGCCCUGGCGAUCCAGGCCGUGCUGCAGGCCGCGCAGCAGGCCGUCAUGGGCACAUCGGAGCCGCUGGAGCCCGGCGAGCCCGGGGGGGGCCCCUCGGAGCUGGGGGGGGCCCUGGGGGUGCCGGAGGGGCCGGGGGGCGCGGGGGGGGCGCUGCCCCUGGUGCUGACCCAGCAGGAGCUGGCGGCGCUGCCCCCCGCCCCCGCCGCCCCCCCACCGGCGGCCGCGCCCCCUCCCCAUUUGCCCACCGAGGCCUUGGCCCCCGCCGACAGCCUCAACGACCCCGCGGGCGACGCCAACGGGCUGGGGGAGCUGGGCACCGUGCCCGGGGGGGGCGCCCCCGCCGCCCUGCUGCCCCCCCCCGCCGACGCAGGCCUGGCCCCCUCGAGCGCCUUCGUGGCCCCCCCGGGCCCCGCGGUGGCCCCCAGCCCCGCCAAGCUGCAGGCGGCCGCCGCCCUGGCCGAGGUGGCCAACGGCAUCGAGGGCACCCCCGUGAAGCCGGAGCCAGGGGCGCCGCCCAAGGCGCUGCCCAAGAAGGAGAACCAGUGGUUCGACGUGGGCGUCAUCAAAGGCACCACCAUGAUGGUCACCCACUACUUCCUCCCGCCCGAGGACGCGCCCCCGCCCGACGAGGAGGGCUCGGGGGUCCCGGACCACUCGCAGCUGCGCCGCCAGGAGCUGCAGCCGGGCACGGCGUACAAGUUCCGCGUGGCCGGGCUGAACGCCUGCGGCCGCGGGCCCUUCUCGGAGCUGUCGGCCUUCAAAACCUGCCUGCCCGGCUUCCCCGGGGCGCCCUGCGCCAUCAAGAUCAGCAAGAGCCCCGACGGGGCGCACCUGACGUGGGAGCCGCCGUCGGUGACGUCGGGGCGCAUCGCGGAGUACUCGGUGUACUUGGCCAUCCAGGGGGGGCCCGGGGGGGGCCCCGAGGCGCGGGGCGGGGGGGCCCAGUUGGCCUUUAUGAGGGUCUACUGCGGGCCCAGCCCCUCGUGCCUGGUGCCCGCCUCCAGCCUGGCCAGCGCCCACAUCGACCACACCACCAAGCCGGCCAUCAUCUUCCGCAUCGCCGCCCGCAACGACAAGGGCUACGGCCCCGCCACCCAGGUGCGGUGGCUGCAAGAGUCGAGCAAGGACGGAGCCGCCGGGAAACCGGGCAGCAAACGGCCCCUGGCGUCCCCCGACCUGAAAUCCGCUCCAAAGAAGCCCAAGGCCGAAGGGCAGUGAAGGACCCCCGGGACCCCCCCCCAAAAACAAAAAAAACCAACCCGGGCCCCAACACCCCUGGGGGGUUUUUUGGGGGGGGGGGGGGAAUUUUGGGGUCCCCUCGCCUCGGGGGGAGGGUCGGGGGGGCUUUUUUUUACCUGUUGCAGUUGCUGGAAUGAAAAGUUUUGUACAACGCUGCCCCUCCCCCCUCCCCAAAAUCCCCCCUCGGGACCCCUCCCCCACCCUGUACAGACCCCCCCCUCGGGGGUGGGGGGAGGGGGAGGGGGGGACCCCCUGUGUAUCAUAGUGGGGGGGGGAGGGGGAAAAAAGCCCCCCCCGACCCCCCCCCCCCCUCCCCCCGAGUGUUGUGUCCGUCGUUUUUGUGCUAUUUUGAAAAUUAAAAAAAGACAUUUUUUUGGA
Messenger RNA from Taeniopygia guttata (zebra finch), 7207 nucleotides. NCBI's taxonomy places the organism in Eukaryota, Metazoa, Chordata, Aves, Passeriformes, Estrildidae. The record is from RefSeq and is a predicted model, not a curated record.